Hibiscus syriacus is the source of this 1970-nucleotide messenger RNA. RefSeq names its product protein PIN-LIKES 6-like. The record is from RefSeq and is a predicted model, not a curated record. Bases 300 to 1541 code for a protein of 413 amino acids. Lineage: Eukaryota; Viridiplantae; Streptophyta; Magnoliopsida; Malvales; Malvaceae. The transcript is spliced from 10 exons. Gene Ontology annotation, cellular component: membrane. Gene Ontology annotation, biological process: endoplasmic reticulum to cytosol auxin transport.
ACAAGAGAUCCAGUAGUAGAGGAACUGGGUAGGAAGAGAAGGGUAAUCAAAAGCCAAACCCCAAAACGAAUUCCAACUAUAUCAUCAAAUCUGCCCUUUUUUCUUUUUUAAGUCAUUUGAUCAAUAGGUAGAUAGAAGCUUGUUUGUUAUUUGCAGUUGCAUCUGUUGGUGAAACAAUAGUCUGAAUUUAGAAUAACACCGGAUUGCUGUUUUAGAUCCCAAAAAUUGAAUUAGAUUCAUUGGAGUAGCGUUUGGGAGAGAGGAGCUGAACGGGAUACUUUUCGUAAGAAGGAAGAAAAAUGAAGAUGGAAAGGUUUCUUCUAUCGGCGGCCGCCGGAGGUGGGGAAUCUUUGUUAGGAAGCAUAAAGAUUGCGGUGCUGCCGAUAGCCAAAGUAUUCACAAUGUGUUUUCUGGGUUUUCUAAUGGCUUCCAAGUAUGUUAAUAUCUUGCCUGCUAGCGGCCGGAAGCUUUUGAACGGGUUGGUGUUUUCUCUUUUGCUUCCGUGUUUAAUCUUUUCUCAACUGGGACAAGCUAUUACUCUACAGAAAAUGCUUGAGUGGUGGUUCAUACCUGUGAAUGUCAUUCUCAGCGCCCUGGUUGGUUCGCUCAUAGGUUUGGUUGUAGUAACCUUGGUGAAACCUCCGUACCCAUACUUCAAGUUCUCAAUUGUACAAAUUGCAAUUGGGAACAUUGGGAAUGUACCACUUGUUCUGAUUGCAGCUUUAUGUAGAGAUGCAUCCAAUCCUUUUGGUGACUCGGACACGUGCAGCAGUCAGGGAACAACAUAUAUUUCAUUUGGACAGUGGGUUGGCGCAAUCAUUCUAUAUACGUAUGUAUUUCGUAUGUUCGCUCCUCCUGUUGAAGGAACCUUUGACCUUGAAGAAGCAAGUCUUCCCUGUAAGAUGCCUCAGAUGGAUGCCUCUUCUGAGUAUGCUCCAUUGCUUGAGCUAGAGGAUGUACCAACGGAUUCAGAUAAUCCAAAUACUAAGGGAAAGAUUAAAGAUUUUCUAGUAUUUAUUUAUGAGAAGUUAAAGCUCAAGCAAAUUCUUCAACCCCCUAUUAUUGCUUCAAUCCUAGCCAUGGUUCUUGGUGCAGUUCCAUUUCUAAAGAGAUUAAUAUUUACAAGUGAUGCUCCACUUUAUUUCUUCACCGACAGUUGCAUUAUUCUUGGGGAAGCCAUGAUUCCAUGCAUUUUGUUGGCAUUAGGAGGCAAUCUUGUUGAUGGACCUGGGCCGGGAAGUUCAAGAAUUGGUGUAAGAACACUUGCUGCUAUUAUUUUCGGGCGCCUAAUCUUGGUGCCUCCAGCAGGACUCGGGAUUGUAAUGCUGGCUGACAAGCUUGGUUUCCUUCCUGUUGGUGACAAGAUGUUUCGAUUUGUCCUACUCCUUCAGCACUCGAUGCCAACAUCUGUACUUUCUGGUGCUGUUGCUAAUUUAAGAGGCUGUGGAAAGGAGGCAGCUGCCGUGCUAUUUUGGGUUCAUAUUUUUGCAGUUUUCUCCAUGGCAGGAUGGAUCGUUCUCUAUCUGAACAUACUCUUCUAAAACUCUGCCAAGCCUCUAUUGCUUUAGUACCACUGGCAGUUAUUUUCAGAAUAUCAUCUAUUUCCAUUCAAGUUGGUGUUGAAAGGCGACGGAAGGUAACAGCUUACUUGAUCGUCGUGAAGGCUUCGCUGCAGUGAAGAAAAGGGAUUGCAUGGUUGUGGCUGUAUUUACAGAAGAGGCAAAAGGUGUACUUUUGCAAUUUUAUUUUUUGUGAAAAUGGAUUAUUUAAAGUUAUUAGGUAGAAGCAAAUAGAAAGUAGAGCAAAGAGCAUGAAGAGGCAUAAAGCAUUAUUCUUUGACAUAAUUGUUAGAGAUACUUGAAUCAGUAUUCCACAAUAUAAAACCUGAUCUCUUCUGAUACAAAUCAGAUUGUCACCAAGUUUCUUCCUUUGAUAAAAACAUUCUAGUAUGGAGUGAUUAAAAUCUUCAA